AUGCCUCCCUCAACGUCUCUUUCAGACACCAAUGCAGCUCCUACUCCAGGCUCUAAGAGGCCUACCGCGUCCCUCCUACCCGCGUUUGAGCCUCUGUCAUCCUCGCCGUCUUUACCGAGGCCUUUGAAGCGGAAUCGAGAUGCCUUGGACGAACGCCCAACAUAUCCUACGCCAGUGCCCACUUCAUCUACUGCGAUACUGUCCUCUUCGCCGUCACGCGUUCCACUGGCCAAGUCCAUCCUCCAGAAGACCUCGUCCACCCUUUCAGAACGUACUCCUCUCGGAGCCGUGCCGUCCAUUCGACUCAAUGGUGACGGCAAGAUAGCGCGUAUGGGACGGUCCAGUGCUUCUUGUGACUACCAAUUGUCGGCCAAUCGUCUAAUAUCCAGGGUUCACGUCGAAGCAUGCUACAAACCUGCAAGUUCAAGUCUAGAACGCGAUCGGGUGGAGAUUACUUGUACCGGGUGGAAUGGCAUCAAGAUACAUUGCAAGGGCCAGGUGUACGAGGUCAAGAAAGGGGAAACGUUCUCUUCAGAUGUUCGAGAUGCUGAGAUUAUGCUUGAUGUGCAUGACAGUCGCGUGGUAAUCAUGUGGCCUCCGAAGCCCCGUCUGGGUGCCAUCUCAUCGGAUGACGAGGAAGAGGAGGAUUCACCCUCAAAACGGCCGCGUGUCAUGCUACGACAUUCCACACCACCGAGCCCAAGUCCCUUGCAAAGCCGACGACGACCUGUCUCUCCAAUAUCCCCUUCGCCGGCUGUUCAAGCCUUGAUGCCAUCCUCGCCGCCUGUUCCUCCAAGUCGAGCGGCGGUCGAAGCUGUCGAGAUAUACGAAGACCCCGAACCACUACAGAGAGUGAACGGUACCACUAACGUUGCAGAAGUGUCGCAGAAUACGGUGGCUCUGUCAGAAAGCAUCCAAAGAUCUACCGUCUCGCAGAACAACAUCUCCACCAUGACGGAGGACUUUUCCGACAAUGACGAGGAAAACGAUCCGAUUGUUCACUCUUUUGGACCAUUUGGAGCCAAUCUGCUGCCACGCAUGGCUGCCUUCACUACUGGAGACUCUCCUAACCCCAGUACUUCUGUCAAGACUUCACGAUCAUCACAUACUGAACCGCUUCAACCUAACCAGACUUCCACGCAGCCCCAGAAACAAACCCCAGAAAUUGACGUGCAAAGCCACAUUAUUAACCAACUUGCGUUUUCAAGAUUGUCAUCUACUCCGCUGUCAACCAUUUUGAGUCACCUCCCUCACGAGGCUGGCGUUCUGUCCAUCAAUGAUAUCAAGAGAAUCAUCAAGGAGACACCAUGCAUCGGUGAAGUGGCCAGAGAAGGAAAGGACGCGGCGGGGAAACCUCUGGAAAGCGAGUAUUAUUACAUCCCAGACGAGGAUAAGGAUGAAAAGAGGAAGGAAGCUGUGGUGCAUGAUCUCCGCAAACCCGGACUACGAGCAUGCCGCAAGCAGCACAAGCAAUAUUUCUGGCGAAAACCGAAAUAG
Messenger RNA from Capronia coronata CBS 617.96, 1497 nucleotides. RefSeq lists its product as uncharacterized. The record is from RefSeq and is a predicted model, not a curated record. NCBI's taxonomy places the organism in Eukaryota, Fungi, Ascomycota, Eurotiomycetes, Chaetothyriales, Herpotrichiellaceae. The coding region runs from base 1 to 1497 and encodes 498 amino acids. Gene Ontology annotation, molecular function: protein binding. The transcript is spliced from 2 exons.